AUGGAUAACCUGACAAAUGUCAGCUAUUUCAUCCUUCUAGGAUUCCCCAUCUCUGCAGAGCUUCAGAUUCUCCUUUUUGUUAUAUUCAUCCUCACUUACUUGCUGACCCUCAUGGAAAAUCUCGUAAUCCUCAUCACCAUUUGGGGUAACAGUAACCUUCGCAAGCCCAUGUACUUCUUCCUGGGCAACCUCUCUUUCCUGGAAGUCUGGUAUGUCACCGUCAUUGUCCCCAAGAUGCUGGCAGAUUUCCUCACCCAAGACAAGCGUAUCUCCUUCCAAGGUUGCCUGACGCAGCUGUAUUUCUUUGUCACUUUUGUGUGCACUGAAUAUAUUCUUCUGGCAGUCAUGGCUUACGAUCGGUAUUUGGCCAUAUGCUACCCGCUGCGUUACCCAGUGAUGAUGAGCAAUGCUUUCUGUGCUCAGCUGUCAGCAGGAUGUUGGACAUGUGGCUUCAUCACUGCCGCAAUCAAGCUCAGCUUCAUUGGGCAGCUGAAAUACUGUGACACGGACAAGAUCAACCACUACUUCUGUGACAUUUCACCACUGUUAAAUGUGUCCUGCACUGAUUCUUCCAUGGCUGAGCUGGUAGAUUUUAUCCUGGCUCUUAUGGUUAUCAUGGUUCCACUGUGCAUCGUUGUUAUGUCAUACAUCUACAUCAUCUCAACGGUACUGAAGAUUCCUUCAGCUCCAGGUAGAAAGAAGGCCUUCUCUACUUGCAGCUCUCAUCUCACAGUGGUGGUGCUGUUCUACUCUACCACACUCUUCACCUAUGCACGGCCCAAAGCCAUGUAUGCCUACAACUCCAACAAACUGGUAUCAGUGCUCUACACUGUGGUAGUGCCACUUAUGAACCCUCUAAUAUACUGCCUCAGGAAUAAGGAAGUAAAAGAUGCCUUGAGGAAGACACUGUCAGGUUAA
Molecule: messenger RNA, 918 nt
Organism: Elgaria multicarinata webbii
Lineage: Eukaryota; Metazoa; Chordata; Lepidosauria; Squamata; Anguidae
Product: olfactory receptor 6Y1-like
Exons: 2
Coding region: 1-918 (305 amino acids)
Biological process (GO): G protein-coupled receptor signaling pathway
Cellular component (GO): membrane
Molecular function (GO): G protein-coupled receptor activity; odorant binding; olfactory receptor activity
Source: RefSeq, a predicted model, not a curated record